This is a messenger RNA of Phodopus roborovskii (desert hamster), 896 nucleotides long. RefSeq names its product anaphase promoting complex subunit 10 (gene Anapc10). The coding region runs from base 128 to 685 and encodes 185 amino acids. Gene Ontology annotation, biological process: anaphase-promoting complex-dependent catabolic process; protein K11-linked ubiquitination. NCBI's taxonomy places the organism in Eukaryota, Metazoa, Chordata, Mammalia, Rodentia, Cricetidae. Gene Ontology annotation, cellular component: anaphase-promoting complex. The transcript is spliced from 5 exons. The record is from RefSeq and is a predicted model, not a curated record.
UCUGACGUCAUUGCGCUGCGACUCAAAUAACGGAGGGAGCCUAGACUCCCUGAGCCGCGGUGGGAGUGGCGGGCACCUGAAGCAGACCCUGAGAAACGGGAUUGUGGCAGACCAGAAUAAUUUAAAAAUGACCACGCCGAACAAGACACCUCCUGGUGCUGAUCCUAAACAGUUGGAAAGGACUGCGACAGUUAGGGAAAUCGGGUCCCAAGCUGUUUGGUCACUCUCAUCCUGCAAACCAGGGUUUGGAGUGGAUCAAUUACGAGAUGACAAUCUAGAAACAUAUUGGCAAUCUGACGGCUCUCAGCCUCAUUUAGUGAACAUCCAAUUCAGAAGAAAAACGACAGUGAAGACAUUGUGUAUUUAUGCAGACUAUAAAUCUGAUGAAAGCUACACUCCAAGCAAAAUCUCAGUCAGAGUAGGAAAUAAUUUUCACAACCUUCAAGAAAUUCGGCAACUUGAAUUGGUGGAACCAAGUGGCUGGAUUCAUGUUCCUUUAACUGACAAUCAUAAGAAACCAACUCGCACAUUCAUGAUACAGAUUGCUGUUCUAGCCAAUCAUCAAAAUGGAAGAGACACCCACAUGAGACAGAUUAAAAUAUACACACCAGUGGAAGAGAGCUCUAUUGGAAAAUUCCCCAGAUGCACGACCAUCGAUUUUAUGAUGUAUCGUUCAAUACGAUGACUUGAAAAUGUGGCAGAAGUGAAAUAGACAUUUGUUUUACCCUGUCAUUGAAUAUUACGUCAAGUAUCUUUAGUGGAAAAGCAUGUUUUACAAUUUUAUAUACAUUUAAAACAUUUUAAUUUAGAUAAAUGUAAUUUAGAUAAAUAACCUUUGGGUGAUGCCUGUUUUCUUUAUACAAUAAAGCUCAUAUAUUUUAUAUUGCUAAAAAUGA